CACGUCUUCGCCUACGGGGCCGUGUCCCUGCGCCGCGUGCUCUGGGGCGGCUUCUUCCUGGGCUCGCUGGGGCUGCUGCUGCUCGUGUGUGCCGAGCGCGUCGCCUACUUCCUCACCUACCCCCACGUCACCAAGCUGGACGAGGUGGCCGCCCGCAACCUCACCUUCCCGGCCAUCACCAUCUGCAACCUCAACGAGUUCCGCUUCUCCAAAAUCACCCGCAACGACAUGUACCACGUGGGCGAGCUGCUGGCGCUGCUCAACGAGCGCUACGAGAUCAGCAACCCGCAGCUGGCCGAGCCCCACGUCCUGGCUGCCCUGAGGGACAAGGCCAACUUCAAGAACUUCAAGGCGAAACCCUUCAGCAUGGCCGAGUUCUACAACCGCACGGGCCACGACCUGGCCGAGAUGCUGCUGCAGUGCACCUUCCGUGGCACCGGCUGCACCGCCCGCAACUUCACCGUGAUCUUCACACGCCUGGGGAAGUGCUACACGUUCAACCCGGGGGGGCCGGGGCGCGAGGUCCUGACCACGCUGCAGGGGGGCUCCGGCAACGGCCUCGAGCUCAUGCUCAACGUGCAGCAGGAGGAAUAUCUGCCUUGUCCCCCCCCCGACUUCCUGGUGACGAAGGACAGCGAGUACUGCGCGUGCCGCACGCCCUGUGCCAUGGUGCGCUACGGCAAAGAGCUCUCCAUGGUGAAGAUCCCCAGCAAGGCCUCGGCCAAGUACCUGGCCAAGAAAUUCAACAAGACAGAGCAGUACAUCGCGUGA
This is a messenger RNA of Manacus vitellinus (golden-collared manakin), 771 nucleotides long. RefSeq names its product acid-sensing ion channel 1C-like. Gene Ontology annotation, cellular component: membrane. The transcript is spliced from 4 exons. NCBI's taxonomy places the organism in Eukaryota, Metazoa, Chordata, Aves, Passeriformes, Pipridae. The record is from RefSeq and is a predicted model, not a curated record. Gene Ontology annotation, biological process: sodium ion transmembrane transport. The annotation marks the transcript as partial.